CUGCCUCGUAUACCGGCUACUUACUACCUGGCAAGCCCCUCCCCGCACACUGCCGACCUAAUCCCCACGGUCACGCUGCCACAAUGGGCGCGUCCAUAUCCAAGGCCAUGGCCAAGAUCUUCGGAUCAAAGGAGAUGCGGCUGCUGAUGCUGGGCCUCGACGCCGCUGGAAAGACGACCAUCCUUUACAAGCUCAAGCUUGACCAAGAUGUCACCACUAUCCCCACCGUCGGCUUCAAUGUCGAGACCGUCACAUAUAAGAACACCAAGUUCAACGUCUGGGACGUCGGCGGCCAAGACAAGAUCCGCCCGCUGUGGAGGCAUUACUUCUCUGGAACCCAGGGACUCAUCUUCGUCAUCGACUCCAACGACCGCGCCCGUAUCGAGGAGGCAAAGACCGAACUCACCCGCAUCAUCCAGGACAGGGAAAUGAAGGACGCGCUGUUGCUGGUAUUCGCCAACAAGCAGGACUUGAGCGGAGCGAUGCGACCAAAGGAAGUAUCCGAUCUGCUACAAUUAGACAAGAUUGCCAAAGACCACGUAUGGAAAGUCGAGCCCAGCUGCGCAACAACAGGCGAGGGUAUUUUCGAGGGACUGGCAUGGCUCUCCAACAACGUAAAGCUGCCACCGGGCGCCAAGUAGACGAUUUGGCCAGCAUCAUUCCUCCCCCAUACAUUCUGAUUGUUGUACGACUGCAUGCGCUCCUCUACUUGCUCUGCCUCUUCCUGCAUAUACCCGGUUUUUUCCUUUCUUUAUCGCACUCUAUCGCCUUGUAAUCUUCUAAUCCAUGGCUACUUCAUAUAUAAAGGGUGGUCAGGUCUACUGGGGGCUCUUUUUUCUCUCUCUCUAUCACUGCCCCUAU
Messenger RNA from Bipolaris sorokiniana ND90Pr, 861 nucleotides. RefSeq lists its product as uncharacterized. Lineage: Eukaryota; Fungi; Ascomycota; Dothideomycetes; Pleosporales; Pleosporaceae. The record is from RefSeq and is a predicted model, not a curated record. The transcript has 5 exons. Gene Ontology annotation, molecular function: GTPase activity; GTP binding. Gene Ontology annotation, cellular component: cytoplasm. Gene Ontology annotation, biological process: vesicle-mediated transport; intracellular protein transport. Bases 84 to 641 code for a protein of 185 amino acids.